CAGAAAACUAUCUGCAUUCUGGAAAAUAUACGUGAAGGUUUGGAUGUAAACACGAGAGGACUGAGGCUGCUCUGCGCUCUCUUUCUGGACUCGAGGCACUUUGGAUAAAAGCUGGCGCAAAACACGUCAGAUUUCACGUUUCUUAUCAGUCCCUGAGUGGACAGGUGAUGAAGUAUCAGAGGGAAACUAAUAUUGAGAGGAAGUGUUUUGUUUUCUGCAAGAAGGUUACAAAGGGGCGCAUCUCUUAUUUUCUCUCCAGUUACUUCGGCCACCGACUCCAAAGUGAGAAACGGACACCCUCCCUCCUCCCCCUUCCUAAAAUCGGUCCCUCUGUUCUCAACUUCAUUUCUGAGGGGUGAAGAAAUUGAGCUCGCAACUGUUCUUCUUCAUCAUCCACUCGGUUUGGAGGAUAAUUCAAAGGAAGCGGCGCGCGAGGGUUUGCGCGCUUCCAAAAGUCUGCACAAAUGGACUUUGGUGGAUUUAGGUAGUGAGCUACAGCGCAUCCAGCAAGAAGAGGCAGGUUGACGCACUAGAGAGAGAAAAGUAAAACAAAAGGACACAGAAAAGAGGAGUGUAUCACCGAGAAGAGUGGAGGACGCGCGCGUUCUUUUAUUCCUUAAGUCGUCUUUUGAGGUUUGGAUGAGUACACAAGAAGAGGAAAGAGGAGAGACUUUUCUUUACAUCCCUUCAUUUUGUUUCAUUGACUGCUGCCUGAAUAUAGACUGAUUGCUUUAAUUGAUUAGCGGAUUGAUUGGUCAGUCGGACAUUAUCACCCGACAAACUUGGACUUGGAUUUAAAACCGACAAGUGAACCCUGCACUGCAGGUCCUUUGUCUCUCUUCAGCCCGAAACGUUUCUUCAACAGUCCUGGAUUGAUUUAUAGAUCAAUCAAUAUAUUGACGACGCCAACCUUUAAAGUGGAACCUUGGUGAUUGACCAGCUCAUCAUUAGGUCUCGGUUCUCAGCCCAUUACUCUUCAUUUGAGCAAGUAAAACAAAUAAUCCAGCUGUAAAUCAAACAUAAAGCUUAUCUACUGCACAUGUUUAAAUACCUUUAAAUAUCACCACCUGCGGACUUCUACAUCACCUGACACAGCAAAGUUAGACGUUGUAAGAAUGGGUAUAAAGUAAUAAGUGUUGGAUGAAUUUAACAGGGUUUUUUCAGUACUUGAGCGUCGCGCAAGAGCUUCGCGGGAUUCCAGUUUGGAGAUUGGAAGUUAUUUUUGGAUGCGCAAAGUAGAGCGACUCUUUCACACCAGUGCCCGGACAGAGGCAGAGACAGACUGAACACUAAGGUUCACCUACUUGUCUCUGCCUUAACAUCUCGUCCUGAAAGAAACGAGUGGGAUAGACAGAAGGCGGAGGAGAGAGAGGAAGAAAAAGAGGAGAUGAUGCGUAACUGCGGUUAACUGGAGCAGACUUUAGCCGUGUAACCACUUGGAGAAGGAGAGAUAGAAGAGGAGAGGCUUGUGUUUUUUUUGUUUGCAGCCAGAAAGGGCUGCUCAUUAAAGGUUACAGGGAGGAAACGACCUCCUUCAUCAGAUUGUUAAUCCGUCUUCCACCCACUCACUUUUUGAAGAGGAGUAAUUCAGCAGCGCUGGUCGUGUUGGUGGCAGAGGAGAGAGCCCGAGGCGGGAUUAUUUCAGCAUUUUCCUCUGGUCAAGAUUGUGGCAUCAGCGCAGGGAUUACUUUCUCCAAAAACACCAGGUGCCAAUUGAGAACAUAGAGAUGAAGACCAUACCACUCUUCUUCUUCCUCUUCCUGCUCUUCCUCCUCGCUCCAGGAGCCUGUGACGAUGUCAAGUACAUCUCCAAGAGAAACUCAGUGGAUGGGUGUAUUGACUGGUCAGUGGAUCUGAAGCAGUAUCAUGUCCUGGCAGGUGAACCUGUUCGGGUCAAAUGUGCCUUGUUCUAUAGUUACAUCAGAACCAACUACACUAUGGCCACCAACGCCAAGCUGCGCCUCAUCUGGUACAAGAACAAAGGAGAUGCAGAGGAGCCAAUCAUUUUCUCAGGCCACAGGCUGAGUAAAGAAGACGACUCCAUCUGGUUCAGAUCUGCUGAAAUGGAAGACAAUGGAUACUACACCUGUGUACUGAGGAACUCAACUUACUGCAUGAAAGUGUCCAUGUCCAUGACGGUGGAGGAGAGUGAUGAGGGCAAAUGCUUCAGCAGCAAAAUCCGCCAUCUGGAGAAAGCUGAGAUAACUCACAGCAAAAUGAUCAUGUGUCCUGAUAUAGAAGACUAUAUGGCUCCAUACAAACAGCCACAGAUGACCUGGUAUAAGGAGUGUGAGCGUGUUGAAUGGAGAAGUUCCAUCAUGGUGAACACCACACAUCUCUGGAUACCUGAGGUGGAGGAGGGCGACGGAGGAAACUACACCUGUGAGUUGCAGUAUGGAUCGAGAGUGGUGCGGCGGACUACCCAGCUCAAAGUGACAGCACUCCAAACCACUCAGCCUCCCAAGGUCCUUUUCCCCCCGGAGAGGCAAGACACGGUAAUAGAAAUCACACCUGGUAUGCCCCUCAGUUUGGACUGUAAGGCUUUCUUUGGCUAUAGCGGGGAAAACAGAAGGCCCAUCAUCUACUGGAUGAAAGGGGAGAAGUUUGUUGAAGAACUAGCAGGACACAUUAAAGAAAGUGAAGUCAGGAUCUUGAGGGAGCAUUUGGGGGAGAAGGAAGUGCAGCUAUCUUUAACGUUUGAUGCUGUGGAGGAGGCAGACCUGGCCAACUACACCUGUUAUGUGGAGAACCAUAUAGGGAGGCGCAGUGGGAGUGCUAUACUACAGAAGAAAGACAUGUAUCGCCUGGAGCUGGCUGGUGGUCUCGGCGUCAUAUUGCUGCUGCUGGGCAUCCUGACGGCACUUUAUAAAUGCUACAACCUGGAGAUCAUGCUCUGCUACAGGAGACACUUUGGAAGUGAUGAAACUGAGGAUGAUAAUAAGGAAUAUGACGCCUACCUGUCCUACACCAAAGUGGACCUGGACUCUCUGGGCAGGUCGAGCAGCGAUGAGGAAACGUUAGCUUUGGAGAUCCUGCCAGAUGUUCUGGAGAAACAUUACGGCUACAAGCUGUUUCUACCAGACAGAGAUCUAAUACCCAGCAGUACCUAUAUCGAGGACUUGGCUCGCAGCGUUGAGCAGAGCAGACGUCUCAUCAUCGUUUUGACUCCCGAGUUUGUCGCCAAAAGAGGGUGGAGUAUCUUCCAGAUAGAGACACGCCUCCAUUCUAUGCUGGUUACUGGUGAAAUCAAGGUGAUCAUGAUAGAGUGUGCCGACCUGAAGAAUGUCAUCAACUACCAGGAGGUUGAGGCACUUAAACACACAAUCAAGGUUUUAUCCAUCAUCAAGUGGAGGGGACCUAAGAGCAAUGAGCUCUCCUCGAAGUUUUGGAAACAGGUGGUCUACGAAAUGCCUGCUAAACGCAGAGAGACACUUUCCAGACGCCAGGUGAUGGAUUCUGGAGAACAGGGCCUCUUUGGUGACCUACAGACCACUGUCUCCACAAUUGCCAUGACAACCACCUCUGCCUCUCUGGUGCCACCCAACGACAGUCGCCAUGGACAUCAUCAGGUUUCCUUAGCGACAGAGAUUCCGGACUACAACCAGAUGACCUUGCCACUGGGCGGAGGUCAAAUGAGGCAUUUCUGCCGCAGUUACGAGUUCCAGCUUCCCCCACAGCCUUCACCACCUCUCCCGCCUCCUCCCACCAUGCAGUUCUCCACUCUGGGACCUGGGGGGCGCCACGUCUACUGCAACAUCCCUAUGACACUGCUGAAUGGACAGGGGUUCAGAGCAGCUCACUGGGGAACAAGAGGUUUCUCAGAGCAGUACACUUGGGAAAAAGCCAGAGCUUCACCUAAACAGCACCUUCGUACCUCUCACCAGCAGAGAACUAAGCUCUGACAUCUGGUAGAUGUGCUCAACUAGUACUGGAUGCAGACUGGUUUACAGACUGCUUUUUCACUGGCUUCUGGACUUGACUUGGUCUACUGGUUUUCAUCUGUUUUUUGGACCUUGUACAGACUUGGUGUUGGGAGAAAGCGGUUGUGAACAGGUGGAGAACUCAUCUUGGAGCAUUUCAUCCAACGUUGUGAGCAAAAGACUUCUGAAAUGACAUCAGGACACACAGCUCACAGCGGUUGGAUGUAAUGGCUGCAGAUUCUGUACCAGUGGACGGAUUCAGAUGGUAAACCGGUUUGAACUGGCAACAAACUGAUACAAACUGGUGUGUAUGAUGUGUAGCCAUGAUGGACAGAAAGGAUAUCUAAGACACAAUGCCAUCGGUGGAAUAUAGGUGUAGGCAGAUAUGGAUAUUCUGUGAACUGGAAAAGAUCCAGGAUACAGCAGUCAGGACUACGGAUUCACAGGCAAUAGAACUCUACUAUGACGUGGGACUCUAGGAACUACCACGUUGGACCUCGGAGCACAAAAAGGGAAGCCAACUGCGGUUACCGUCCACACACACACACACGCACACCAGGUGUGGAAACCAGUUGAUUUAUCAACUGUUUAACUACUUGGAAAUAUCUGUCAAAUGAAAAGCAAACCCGUGACUUGAAUAGCAGUAAGUCUUCUACCUAGCUGAGAUCUCUGAAUAAUGAUCUACCUGUUGACUUGGUUCAGGUCUACCUUAAUACAAGUCAACCUCUUGAAAUACAAGUCCAUGCUAGCUAGCUACGUAGCUACCUGGUUUGGCCCUCAGAAGCUGAGAUGGUUGAGUUUCUGAAACGGUUGAGGGGACGAAACCCCGACAAGAAUAUCACAGUAAAGCAACGGCGAAAGCUUGCUUUACUGAGAAAGUACAGUUAGUGGAAGGCAGCUAGUUAUGAACUCGUUGAAUAAGGCUACUUAGUUGGUGAACUAAGAGGAAGAAUACCAGCCAGUUUACCACCUUGUAUCCCAGUUAACAGCAACUGGUCCUUACAUCGAGGGACGAACUGUCCCAGAGGUGAUCUACCAACUUUGACCGCCGAGCUAAAGGCUUAAUGGACUUGGCUUUUUCUAUUUGCAUGACCACCCAUUUAGAUAAAAAAUAAUCAAAUUAACAUAGAUAAAAGAGUGAAUGACACAGUCAUUUGUCACAGCCUCUUUAAUAUGGAGGAGAAUAAACGUCUUAUGUUGGUAUAUUUGUUUUCUGUCUGACCAUGCGGUAAUGAUAAAAACAGAUAAAGGGAAAAAAGGAGGUGUACCUCCAGAAGCAUUUUAUUAUUUAUUUGGUUUGGUUUUAUUUCAAAUGUUCUGUCCUUUUAGAACGUUGUUGAGAAUUUUUUUUAACCAGGCUUUGUUUUUAAUAUCUGUUUGUUAUAAUAAUCUCUGUACAGUUGCCAUAAGUUAUGCAUAGACCUAUACAUGGCGGUGAUAAUGUGUCCUGCAUUUUGUUAACACUCACCAAGUUUGUGACGCAGAGCCUCGUUUUGGUUUCAUGCAUUCUUCUUAUCUUUUUAUGGCUGGACGUAUUUUCAUGACAGUGCAACAAUACGAUGGGACUGAUGUUUUUACACCCGUCACUCUGGAGUCCAGACCACCAGCGGUCAUGAGCUGAAUCAGACCACAUUCUUCUUUGUGAGCUUUAAAAAAACAAUGAUACAAGUUUAUUACCAUAAUAUUUAAGCAAAGUGAACAAAUGUUUUGAAUUUACAAAAAGGUACUGUCACUGUCUUAUUAGAAACCAAUGAAUUCUGGAUAUUUGAGGUUGUUUGAUACAAUAAUUAAUUAAUUAUUUGAGUUGUUAUAUUCAAUGGCAAUAUACAGUAUAGUGGUUGUCUUUUGAUUUCUGCUCAUUUCUUUGACUAUUCAUUGGAUAUAUUGGUUGACAUAAUUUAACAGAGAGUAAAUAAAAGUAUAUGAGUUGUUUUA
Molecule: messenger RNA, 5855 nt
Organism: Solea solea (common sole)
Lineage: Eukaryota; Metazoa; Chordata; Actinopteri; Pleuronectiformes; Soleidae
Gene: il1rapl2
Product: interleukin 1 receptor accessory protein-like 2
Exons: 19
Coding region: 1728-3902 (724 amino acids)
Biological process (GO): signal transduction
Source: RefSeq, a predicted model, not a curated record